AUGGGGGCCCACAGGAGACUUUUGCUGUGGUCCAGUUUUAUCGACUAUGCUGCUAGUCUGGCACCCCCAGCACUGCCCUGUGCCCCUCCCAUCUCUGGCCCCAGUACUGGCAUUGGGAGUACCAGGGAGACACCACUGCUGGGUGCCUGGGGAGCCCCGCUGGAGCCAUUGUACCCAGGGGGCAAUGCCACGCCAGAGCAGAUGGCCCAGUAUGCAGCUGAGCUCCAUAGAUACAUCAACGUGCUGACCAAGCCUAGGCAUGUGCCAUGGACAUGGAGAGAGACCCCAGCCCCUGGGACCCUGGGCUCACUCCACAUUCCUGGCCACACCCUAUCCCCAGCCCAAGCCCCAUCUCCAGCCCCAGCCCCUUCCAGGCUACUCUUGGGGAAACAGAGCAUCUGUGCUGACCAGGCCUGGGCCCAUGUGCCCUGGGCAAGUGAGUGCCUACAGGCGGAUACGAAACAGGUGGGCUGGCACCUGGGCACAGGGCUUCCAUGUAUAGGGAAAAAGACAAAGAGGACACGCUGGCCUUCUCAGAGUGGGGUCCUCCCAUGCUGCUGCCCCCAGGGAGCUCAGCCUGCUGGAACUGUAACGCUACCACCUGCCUCCUACCACUCCGUGGGCAGUGCCAGCCCAGCUCUCCCCUCCGCACUGUUGGCUCUGGCCAAAACUGGCUCCUUGUUCCCGCAGAGGCUCAAUAAAGCAAGUCAAAGCCACAGUCUAUCUCUAUGUCUCUGUGGACUCCUGGUGCAGGGCAGCAGGAAGAGCUAA
Rhinopithecus roxellana (golden snub-nosed monkey) is the source of this 771-nucleotide messenger RNA. RefSeq lists its product as uncharacterized. Gene Ontology annotation, biological process: feeding behavior; neuropeptide signaling pathway. The coding region runs from base 1 to 771 and encodes 256 amino acids. The record is from RefSeq and is a predicted model, not a curated record. Gene Ontology annotation, cellular component: extracellular region. Gene Ontology annotation, molecular function: neuropeptide hormone activity; neuropeptide Y receptor binding. The transcript has 3 exons. NCBI's taxonomy places the organism in Eukaryota, Metazoa, Chordata, Mammalia, Primates, Cercopithecidae.